Messenger RNA from Candidozyma duobushaemuli, 2334 nucleotides. RefSeq names its product oligopeptide transporter (gene OPT1). Gene Ontology annotation, molecular function: oligopeptide transmembrane transporter activity. Lineage: Eukaryota; Fungi; Ascomycota; Pichiomycetes; Serinales; Metschnikowiaceae. Gene Ontology annotation, biological process: transmembrane transport. The record is from RefSeq and is a predicted model, not a curated record. Bases 1 to 2334 code for a protein of 777 amino acids. The transcript has a single exon.
AUGGACAAACUCAAGGCCACGCUCUUCCAGGAGAAGAGGGUCGAUCUCGGCGCAGAGGAGAAGAACGUUUCUUCCUCGGAUAACGACGUUCCUGUUGCCUUGGCGGUGUCCAAAUCCCAGGAUUUCGACCCCAUCGACCAUGCUAUUGCUGCCCAGAUUUCCAACGACGGGUACGCCGCCGUCACAGUUGAAGAUGACUCGCCAUAUCCGGAAGUCAGAGCCUCCGUGCCUUCUACAGACGACCCGCUGAUUCUCCAAAGCACCGUCAGAAUGUGGGUGCUCGGUACCAUUUUGACCACCUUGGGCUGUGGUAUGAACUUGCUUUUCUCCUUCCAUAGACCCGCUUUCUCCAUCACAACCUACGUGACGUCCAUUUUGGCCUACCCACUUGGCCGUGCGUGGGAGUACGCUGUUCCAGACUGGAAGAUUUUCGGUGUUUCCUUGAACCCCGGUCCUUUCAGUUUGAAGGAGCACACCAUCAUCACCAUCAUGGGCUCGGUCUCCUUUGGCGGUGGUGCAGCUUACGCCACAGACAUCCUUUUGGCUCAGAAUAAGUUCUACAACUCCGACUAUGGUGUGGGUUUUGCUAUUUGUGCCAUUCUUUCCACACAAAUCAUCGGUUUCUCUUUGGCCGGUAUGGCGAGAAAGAUCUUGGUCGAGGCGCCAUCAGCAGUGUGGCCCGCCAACCUUGUCACGGCUACUUUCUUGACCAACAUGCACGUUAACGAAAAUCAUACGGCCAACGGCUGGAAAAUCUCCAGAUACGCUUUCUUCGCUAUUGUGUUUGCGUGCUCCUUUGUGUGGUACUUCUUCCCCGGCUACAUUUUCCAGGCCUUGUCCUACUUUGCCUGGCCUACGUGGAUUGCUCCAGAUAACGCUACCGUGAACCAGGUGUUUGGUGCCGCUUCUGGUAUGGGUUUGAUGCCAAUCACCUUUGACUGGAACCAGGUUGCAGGCUACAUUGGUUCUCCUUUGAUUCCUCCAGCUUCUGUCAUUCUCACCAUCGCCCUUUCCAUUGUGGUUAUCUACUGGAUCAUCGUGGCUGCUCUUUACUGGACCAACACCUGGUACUCCAAGUACAUGCCAUUGUCGUCUUCCGACUCGUACGACCGUUACGGUGAAGUCUACAAUGUGUCUAAAAUCAUGAACGUCAACGAGUUGACUCUUGACGAGCAAGCAUAUAAGAACUACUCCCCAUUGUUCAUGUCGACGACUUUCGCCAUUUCUUACGGUAUGUCGUUUGCCUCCAUUAUUGCUACUGUGGUCCACACUGCUCUUUUCCACGGUGAGGAUAUCAUGAACCAGAUCAGACAGAAGGAGAGACCUGACGUCCACCAGCGUCUUAUGAGAGCUCACUACAAGAACAUCCCAGAAUGGUGGUUUUUGAUUGUCUUCCUUGGUGCUUUCGCCCUUUCUAUUGUCACCAUCAGAUGCUGGAACACUGAGAUGCCUGUGUGGUCGCUUAUCGUAGCUCUUUUGAUUGCUGUUUUCUUCUUGUUGCCUGUCGGUAUCAUUUACUCCAUCACCAAUAUCGCUGUUGGUUUGAAUGUCGUCACCGAGUUCAUCAUCGGUUACAUGGUCCCAGGUAAGCCUUUGGCCAUGAUGUUCUUCAAGACUUACGGUUACAUCACCAACAACCAGGCCGUCACUUUUGCUCAGGACAUGAAGCUUGGUCACUACAUGAAGAUCAAGCCUAUCCUUCUUUUCUGGGCCCAAUUGUGGGCUACGAUAUGGGGCUCUCUUGUCCAGAUUGGUGUUUUGAGAUGGGCUUACGGCAACAUCGACAACUUGUGUGACUCCAAGCAGAAGAACGGUUACUCCUGUCCUAACGGUAGAGUGUUCUUCAACGCCUCUAUUAUUUGGGGUGCCAUUGGUCCAGGCAGAAUGUUCUCCCAGGGCCAGAUCUACUACCAGUUGUUGUUCUUCUUCUUGCUUGGUCUCUUGCCUGUGGUCAACUGGCUAAUUGUCAGGAGGUGGCCUAACUCCCCAGUUAGAUGGCUCAACUGGCCCGUCUUCUUCUCCGGUACCGGUUACAUUCCUCCAGCCACUCCUUACAACUACGUCAACUACUGUGCUGUGGGUAUCUUCUUUGGUGUCUUCAUCAAGAAGAGAUUCACCCACUGGUACUUCAAGUACAACUACUCGCUUUCCGCUGGUUUGGAUAUCGGUUUGGCAUGGUCCUCGUUGAUUGUCUUUUUGUGUUUGAGUUUGACAAAUGCCACUUUCCCAUCGUGGUGGGGCAACAGCAUCUUGGACAGAACUGCGGACUUGGCGAACACCGCCGUCAGUAAGACCCUUGCGCCCGGCGAGGCCUUUGGUCCAGACUCUUGGUAA